AACAAUGGCAACCUACUAAUUAAAAUAAUUUAACAGAUUUUAUUAAAACGAAAACAUUAAGAGAAGGUUGAAUAUCAAAUUCUUAUCACUCAUACUAACAUUUAUCUUUUAAGAACUACAUCUCUUUUUAUCCGUGAUACCCUUUAAGACACUGUUAUAUCACAUAUGGCUCACAAAGUGCUUCUGGCUCAAAAUAACAACAAAGGCACACAGCUUCCGUACAGUGAAUGAGGCCCCGCCUUCGAAAGAGAAGCUCCUGUCUGCUCCUCCCUUUACAUCCUCCAGUCUCCUUCCUCCAUACAAACACACACACUCCCCUCCACCUCCUCCUCUCCUUUAUUAGCUCCCACGGCCUCACAGCAGCCUCACUUAUCAUUUCCACUCAGAGCGUCCACCCUCCCUCCCGCAAUGGAUCUUCACAUCCCGGCACACUCCCGCCUCAUGGCCCAGGAGAAACAACAGAUGCUGGAACUCAACCGCCGCUUGCAGAGUUACCUGGGACGGGUCAAGCUCCUGGAGGAGGAGAACUCACAGCUAGCCCAGGAGAUCAAAGCCCUGCGACAUGGACACCACGGUGGAGCCGUGAAAGAGAGGAACUUGAAGAUAGAUCUCCAUCGGGCUAGAGAGGAGCUGGAAGAAGUCUGGAGACAGAGGGCCUACGCUCAGAUGGAGGUCUGCAAGCUGAACGAGGAGAUGGAGAUAGUGAAGUGGCACUGGCAGAAGGAGGUCCGGGCUCGAGAGGAGAUUGGGUCGAAGAUGGAGCUGAGCAGGAAGGAGCUGGAAGAGGAGCUCGGCGCUCAUAUGUGGCUCAGGGACAGGAUCAACCAGCUAGAACAAGAAAUGGACCACCUGCUUCACACCCACGAGCAGGACGUGGCCCACCUGAAUGCCACUCUGAUCCAAUCUGCGCCACCUUGCUUUACCCCGAUGCCCGACCUGCAUCAGCUGGAGCAGGAGCUUAGCCAGCGGGCCUCCAUGGCCUGGCAGGAGACGGCAGAAGCCUACCAGGCCCAGCUGGACCAACUCCAAGAGAGUCUGAAGGAAACAACAACCCGUUUGGACCAGACAGAGCGUCACAAGAACGAGUACACAGUCCAGCUGAACGCCCUGGAGAGAGAGCGGAUCUGUGAAGUGGACGUUAGGAGGCAACUGGAGGAGACCGCGGAGCAACAAAGGGAAGAACACAGGCAGCAUGUGCAUGCACUUCAGGAGCACCUGGAUGACCUGGAGAAUGAGAAGCAGCAUCUAGGUCAGAAGUUGGAGCUUCUCCUGCAGGAGAACCGAGGUUUGCUUCAGCAGAAGAUGUCAAUGGGCCUGGAGGUAGUCACCUACAGAGCUCUGCUGGACAGUGAGAGCCUGCGGCGGAACGACGUCGCUCUAAUGAAAGACUCCAGAAAUAUUUCCUUUAAAGACAUGUCAGUGAAGCCUUUACGAGGGAAUUACCAGCGACCCGCUCGCCGUGAGAACGCCACGUCAGUCUGGAGACCACAGACUACUUCUACGACACCUUUGAGGAGCAAGUUCAUAACCGUCAACCAAGUUCAGAGAGAUGAAGUUAAAACAACGAAUGUGGACAAACAACCUUAUCCUAAAAUAGUACAAAAUGGAGCUGUUGAGGAGUUCCGAGCGCAAGAAGUGGAUGAGAAAGUGACAUACGCAGAACCUUUGUCUUCUCCAAGUCAGGAGGAACCUGAAGAACGUCCUGCUGAAGUUGUUGAAGAGGAAAAUAGUGGGAAAAGUGUGGAAACAGUAGUCCAUUCAGGAGCUCCACCAAGUGAAGAACUAGGGUCAUUGAUCAUAGAAAGCAAGAAUAAGAUAAAUCAGAGCCAAUCAAGCACCCAGGAACCAAAAUUAGAACUUCUGGGAAUCAGGGAAGAAAACUUUGGUUCUUCAGAUGGGUUUGAUCAAGAGUUGCCAAGUGUUCCAGUUGAGGAAAAAGCAGUGGUUGACUUUCAACUAAGAUUAGGAGCUCCAAAAAGUGAAGAUCUAGGGUCACUUAUCAUAGAAGACAAAAAUGAGAUAAAUCAGAGCAAAUUGGGCACCCAGGAACCAAAAUCAGAACUUCUAGGAAUCACAGAAGAUAUAGUCAGUUCCUCAGUUGACUGGGAUCAAGAAUCAUCAGGUGUUCCAGUGGAGAAAAAAGCAGAGUUUGACCUUCAACUACAGUUUGGAGCACCUCCACUCAUGAAGGACAUUGCUCAAUCCCAAUCUGGCCUGCAAGAACUGACAUCAGACCUUCCAAAUACGAGCGAAGAAACCUUCAGUUCCUCUGCUGGGUAUGAUCAAGAACAGUCGCCAAGUGUUCUGGUGGCGCAAAAAGCAGCUGUCAACUUUCAACUACAGUCAGAAGCUCCGCCACCGAUUACGGAGACCGAUCGGCAACCAUUGGGCACCCAGGAACCAAAACCUGAAUUCAUGGAGACUUUCAUUAACACGACAAGUAUUCCGAGUGAGGCGUGGCUGGAGAAUGACAUGCAGGAGGAAAUGUCAAGUUCUGGAACAGAAGCAUUACUGGAAGCCACCCCAGAAUCCAGAACCGGCAGUUCGUCUUCCCAGUGUGAUGUGACUGAGAUCGGGCAGGAAAUAAACUACUCCACUUUGGGAACGACCAUGACGGAAGCAGUGGAUGUCUUGUAUCCGGAUGGUGAAGAGAUGGACACAUGGGACAGCGUGAUAGAAAAGAAAGUCCAAGUUGAGUCCAGUGAACCUCAAAUAGAAGUGGAAAGACAAUACGCGGAACCAGAGGAGGACAUCUCAACAAGAAGGUCUGAAAUGAGUCGCAAAGAAAUAAAAAAGGAAGAAGACCAAGCUUGGCGUCACUGUCAAGAACAUCCACCACCUCAUGAUGAUGAAGACUUUAACGACGAGGAUGAGGACUCCCAAAAUGUCUCGGUAUCGUGGAGGACGGAAUUAGAGAGCGAUAGUUAUGCUCAAGAGAACACGCUAGCAGACACACGACCGCUAAUCCGCUACACCAGUGAUGAAACGGAUGCAAACACGUUAGCCUCACAUGUGGAUGAGAGUGACAUCAGUGACGGUGAGCACGACGGGAAGACUGGAGAGACGGUUGGACCUGGUUGGAGUGAGAGCAAGGCAAAGAACUUUGGAACCAUGGAGGAUCUUUGUGAGGAAGUAGAAGAAGAGGUGCUAGAAUCAUCAUCUGGACUGAAGAAAGUGAGUGGGGUCCAUUUAGAAGAUCUACCAACCGAUGCGGAAGACGUGGAGCUUGAGACGGACAGACUUGUGGAGCAGGAAUUGGAGAACCUCUCCACAGACGGAUACGCGUCCCACUUUGCUCAAGCGCUGGCCAAUGAGAGGAAAGUUCUGCUGUCUGAAGAUGAUGAGGAGGAUCCUGAAUUGUUGACGAUGGUACAAAAAGUAAUUGCAGAAUCUGAUGUCCAAGUUGAGCGCAAGAAGGUCUUUCUGGAUUAUGUGCAGUGUGAGAGAGGGCAAGAGGUGGAAAAGGAGGAAGAAGUCAAGGAUGAAAUAAGAACGUUGGAAGGAGUCAUGAAAUCAGACAUUGAAGUGGAACGCGACCAGGAAUUUAAGGAAUCUGUGCAGCCUAAGGAAGAGGUGGAAGAGAAGGUCCAAGAUGAUAAAGAAGUCAUAAUUGAAUCUGCAAAUACAGAUGAAGAAGUGGAACAAAACCUGGAUUUGAUGGAACCUCAUUUGGACACUGUGGAUGAUGUGGAGAAGAUCCCAGAUGAAAUAAAAAGUAUAGAACAAGAAGAGCUCAACGAAGAAAACUUUUAUACAGAUCCUGAUGUCCAAGAAGAAGACAAUCUCAAAUUUGACGCCACCAUCCCGCCUCAUUCGGACACAACAGAUUAUAAAACAAAGAAAAUGGUGGGAGUAAAUCUAAAAUCACACAUGGAUUCUGAUCUCCAAACAAAAGACAACCUGGACCCUACGGAUUUUGGUCAGCUUCAGUUGGGCUCAAUGGAUGAUAAUCUGGAGAAGGUCAAGGAAGGACUGUUGAAACAAGAAGAGGUACAGGACAUGCACCUGCUCUCCUGCACUGAAUCUGAUCUCCAGGUGGAAAGCAAUCUGGAGCUGCAACCUCAGUUGGACACUCCAGAUUACGAGACAAAGAAGGUGGAAGUAAAUCUAAAAUCACACAUGGAUUCUGAUCUCCAAGCAAAAGACAACCUGGACCCCAUGGAUUUUGGUCAGCUUCAGUUGGACUCAACGGAUGAUAAUCUAGAGGAGGUCCAGGAAGGACUGUUGAAACAAGAAGAGGCACAGGAAGUGCACCUGUUGUCCUGCACUGAAUCUGAUCUCCAGGUGGAAAGCAAUCUGGAGCUCCAGCUUCAGUCUGACUCUCUAGAUGAUGACUCAUUGGAAGUUAUGAAGGAGAAAGAGGUCCAAGAUGAAAUGAUGACCACGGAACAAGAAGAAGCUGAUGAAGUCAACUCGCCAUCGUACACUGAUCUUGAUGUCCAAGUAGAAGACCUCAGAGAUUUCGUCCUACCUCAGGUGGACUCUCCGGAUGAUGAUCUCAGCAAGGUCCAGGAUGAAAUAUUGACUCAAGAAGAAGCACAGAAAGUUUACCUGUUGUCCUGCGAGGAAUCUGAGGUCCAAGAGAAACCCAAUCCUAACAUGCGGCCUCAGUCGGGCUCUCCAGAUAACAAGAAGAAAGACGAAGAUGAAUUAAUGACCGUGGGACAAGAAGAGACUAACAGAGUGAACUUGCCAUCCUGGACGGACCAUGUUGUCCAAGUAGAAGGAAAUCUUGACCUUGGAGCUCCUGUCCAGCCUCCAUUGGACUCUCUAGAUGUAAUUUUGACACAAGAAGUUGCCCCAAAGGUGAGCUUACCAGUCUGUAUAGAUGCUGAUGUCCAAUUUGAAGAAAAUCUAGAUGUCAGGGAUAUAAUUCGACCUCAGUUGGAGUCUCCGGAUGAUGAAAGAGUUAAAGACGGUUCAGAGUCUCCAGAGAAACAAGAGCUUGAUGUUUCAAUGGUGACUCAUGUGAGUGAGAGCUUUAGUGAGUUCCUCAGUGGGCCUUGCCUGGAAGAAGAACAAAAGCAUAUGGAGAUGCAACAGUCUGAACCUCAAAAUAAAGGUCUCCUCCAUCUGGAAGAAGAAUGGGCUGUCCUGGAGAACACCAUAGAAGAUGUUGAUGUUCAAUAUUCAGAAACCGAAGAAGAAUCUGUUGAUAGUCAAGUUGGCGAAGAAAGAGGUGAUGUCAAGGGUGCCGCCACAAUCGAAGAGGGACCUGUCAAGAUCUCCUUGAAAGAAACUGUCAUCUUUCCAGAGGAGGACUCCUCAACGAAAUUCCACCAAAGCAACGGCAAACACAAACGAGAUUUCUGGGCUUCGUCUUUGGAAGCGGCCGCUUACGGUUCAGACGUCAUCGCCACGGAAACAUCUGAGAUUCACGACGUGGAGUUCGGAGCAGAGCUUGACUGGGGGAAGGCUGUCAAUGGGAGUUCCGCCCACACAGGCACCGUCACAAAGGUGCAUUCUGAAGAUCUGGAAAUUAAGGGAGAACCCUGGUCUUCAGGGAAUGACUAAUCCAGUCCUCAAGAAAUGGGAUGUGUAUGAAAACGUAGCAUUUUAGUCUUUGGAAAUGUCGCUAACGUAGGCUAGCCCGGACAACAGGGUGUCUAUUUAAUUUUUGAUCCUUUUGGAGAGACAGCGAGAAAGAAAUGUGGUAUUUAGUAUGUGGCAAAAUGGCUUUUUACAUGUGAUUUUUUUUUUUUUGGUAUGUGGCAAAAUUGAUUUUGCCAUGUGGCAUUUUUUUAGUAUGUGGCAAACAGGAUUUUGGCAUGCGGCUAAUUGGAUUUUGGCAUGUGGCAAAAUUGAUUUUGACGUGGAAUUUUUUUGGGGUAUGUGGCAAAAUUGAUUUUGGUAUGUGGCUUUUUUUUGUAAUGUGUAGCAUUUUUUUCGGUAUAUGGCACACAUUGCUUCCCCAAAAUGAAUGGAAAAUUUGGACGUUCAUAGCAGUCAAUGGCAUAGACUUACUUGGGUGCCAGUAUAAUGUCAAUGCGCUUUAAUGGUAAAUGUAUGGUCAAAAAUCACAGCCACACAUUUUUCUGCCAUUUAAUCAAUCAAUCCAUCAAUCACUCAAAAAUGAAUGGAAAAUUUGGACGUUCAUAGCCGUCAUUGGCGUAGCCUUACUUGGGUGCCAGUUCAAUGUCUAUGCGCUGUAAUGUAAAAUAAAGUGGAAAAUUUGGACGUGCGACCCUCGUGAGGGAUAAGCGGCUCGGAGAAUGAAUUAAUGGAUGAAUAAAUGGACGUGCAUAGCUGUCAAUGGCAUGUACGUGCAUGGCCUGCAAAAAUACCAUUUACCAAAAAACAAAACAAAGCCACAUUGCAAAACAAAAUGCCACAUGCCAAAAUCUGUUUUGCCAAAUACCAAAAAAAAAAAAGCCAAAUGGCAAAAUCAAUUUUGCCACACACCCAAAAAAUGCCACAAGGCAAAAUCAAUUUUGCCACAUACCAAAUACCACUUUUCGUUGUUUGCCCUGCUAUCCUUUUGAGGGCGGAAUUUCACAAAAUUCUAGCUAGGCUUUGAAAUUGAGAAUUACAACCAAAUGGGCUCACACUUGUUGGUUAUAGCUCCCUCUGCUGUUUGUGAAUGUAUUUUCAUGCCAAAAAUGAUGGUUUUUUUCCAAACACCCGCGCACUGGUUUCGCAUUGCUAGCACCUCACACGAGCUAAUUUUCCAGUUGCUAGCCGGAUGUUUGCCGCAUCUGCAUCUUUUCCCGCCACGCUAAUCUUAGAAUUCAACCCCCCGGGAGGAACGUGAACCAUUGAUCAGGGCUUAUUGAUUCAAUUGAACUGGUCACGUUUCACUUCCUGGAGCUAAUCGAUAAGAGGAGAUCAUGCUAAUGACUGAUUGUUGGGUAACCAAACGCUCAUGCGGAUGUGAAGUGUUUGUUUUUUUGAGCAAUAAAUUUGUGUUUCUCUUUUUUUGCUUGUUUCAUUGAGCGAUUUUGUUUUGAGUAUAUUUAAAAGUGAUUAAAAAGCUGAAUGACAAGAAUGUGUUUUGUGUUUUUUUGGUGUUUUUCUUAUCCUCAAAUGAAUCCAUGCAGUGU
This is a messenger RNA of Corythoichthys intestinalis (scribbled pipefish), 7040 nucleotides long. RefSeq names its product nestin-like. Gene Ontology annotation, cellular component: intermediate filament. Gene Ontology annotation, molecular function: intermediate filament binding; CCR5 chemokine receptor binding. The coding region runs from base 409 to 5514 and encodes 1701 amino acids. NCBI's taxonomy places the organism in Eukaryota, Metazoa, Chordata, Actinopteri, Syngnathiformes, Syngnathidae. Gene Ontology annotation, biological process: positive regulation of intermediate filament depolymerization. The record is from RefSeq and is a predicted model, not a curated record. The transcript has 5 exons.